Callithrix jacchus (white-tufted-ear marmoset) is the source of this 8319-nucleotide messenger RNA. It is a transcript of the gene MYORG, whose product is annotated as myogenesis regulating glycosidase. NCBI's taxonomy places the organism in Eukaryota, Metazoa, Chordata, Mammalia, Primates, Cebidae. The record is from RefSeq and is a predicted model, not a curated record. Gene Ontology annotation, molecular function: hydrolase activity, hydrolyzing O-glycosyl compounds. Gene Ontology annotation, biological process: carbohydrate metabolic process; skeletal muscle fiber development.
UCCAGGCAGCCUUGCUACCUGGCAGACUUCAGACAAGUUCCUUUUUCUGUUUGGGCCACAUUUCCUCAUCUGUAAAAUGGACACUGUAGCUAUGUCUGCUGUAUCACACUUGAUAGAAUUGGAUGCUGUGGUGGCAUUUGGGAGACUAUCAUGGUGCCUGAGGUGGGUGGGUGCCCAGGCCUAUGGGCUUCUGUCUUUCAUCAAAGAACCUCAGAUCCUGGAAAAUUAAGAUUCACAGAACCUAACUGUUGGAAAGGGCUUUUGAACCCACUUUGGUGGCCUCUUCAUGCCUCCAGGGCUCAUGAGAUAGGCUGACUUCAUAUGAAAGUUUUGAGGAUGAGGUCUCUCUCUUCAGAUACUGACCCUCUCUCUCCUUAUUUCCUUGGUGCCCAGAAUGUGGCUUUGGUUGUAUUGAAUGAAUGAAUAUAAAUUCAAAAGUGUGAUCUGAGCCACCUAAGGCCUUCUUUGGGUUCUGCUCCGCUUGAGGGCAUCAGCUAAAGGCCACUGGCUGCAUUUUCCAGGAGGAGUUUUCCACUUUGGGAGGCUGAAGAACUGUAUCUAUAUAGGAAUAGGGAUGAAAGCUAAGUCAUUGUAGGCUGAGAGGAAGGGAAUAAGAGUCUGUUAAAGACCAGCUAGGGCUGACAAACUGAAGCAACUGGGGGCAGAGGGACUGAGAAUGAGGCCCUGAGCUAGCACCUUGUGGGGAGUGCCUCUGGGAGGAGCUGUGUAUUGACAUUCAGGAUCAAAUUCUGCUCCACACCUUGCAUUCUUCAGAGUCUCUGCAUAGGGGAGGUGAAAAAUCUGAGUAGUUCCGGCAUCUCCUUGGAAGUCCCUGGGGACUUAGAGACAGACACUGGCAUCUGGGAGGAGGUUAAUUACUGUUUGCCAGUCUUCUGUUCUUCCCCCGAGCUGGAGCAGUUGGGCAACUGCUGGCUGGCUGUGUAUAUGCCUAUGUGUGCACCUGGCUGGUACUAUUUCUUUGUUGGACUCUGAUCUAAAGCCUUGGACAGGUACAGUUGGUGGCCUUGAAUCACAGACUGGGACACGCUUCUUCCCCUGAGCCUGUGUUUCCCUGCAGUCGUAUCUGGAAUUUUUUUUAUUUUUUUGAGAUAAGGUCUUACUUUGUCACCCAGGCUAGAGUGAAGUGGCACAAUCUCGGCUCACUGCAACCUCAACCUCCUGGGCUCAAGUGACUCUCCCAUCUCAGCUCCCCCCACCCCAAGUAACUGGGACUACAGGAGAGCAGGACUUUUCCAGUUCCGUCCCCGUCUCUUCAGCCCAAACGCCGCCAUGUGUGAUACGGGGAGGCCUCGUUUACCCUGUGAUCCUGGAAAGCUUCCUGACCCUCUCAAGAGCAGGUUGAGAUGAGCUCCGUCAGAUGGCCGCACAGCCCGCUCCUUUCUUAGCAGGCCACUAAUGCUCCAGAACCCUCAGGAGAAGAGCCAGGCCUACCCCCGCCACCGCCGGCCUGGCCGCUACGCAGAUCCUCAGAAUCCGGAGGCCAUCGCAGCUGCAGCUAUGUACACCUUUCUGCCCGACAACUUCUCGCCUGCCAAACCCAAGCCUUCCAAAGAGCUGAAGCCACUGCUGGGCUCCGCGGUCCUGGGGCUGCUGCUAGUGCUGGCCGCCGUGGUGGCCUGGUGCUACUACAGCGUCUCCCUACGCAAGGCGGAGCGACUUCGCGCAGAGCUGCUGGACCUCAACGCUGGCGGCUUCUCCAUCCGCAACCAGAGGGGAGAGCAAGUCUUCCGCCUGGCCUUCCGCUCCGGCGCGCUGGACCUCGAUUCCUGCAGCCGCGACGGCGCUCUGCUGGGCUGCUCGCUCACGGCCGACGGGCGGCCUCUGAACUUCUUCAUCCAGACGGUGCGGCCCAAAGACACGGUCAUGUGUUACCGCGUGCGCUGGGAGGAGGCGGUACAGGGCAGGGCGGUCGAGCACACCAUGUUCCUGGGCGACGUGGCGGCCCACUGGUAUGGUGGCGCUGAGAUGAGGACGCAACACUGGCCCAUCCGCCUGGACGGCCAGCAGGAGCCCCAGCCCUUCGUCACCAGCGAUGUCUACUCUUCCGACGCCGCGUUUGGGGGCAUCCUUGAGCGCUACUGGCUAUCUUCACGCGCGGCCGCCAUCAAAGUCAACGACUCAGUGCCCUUCCACCUGGGCUGGAACGGCACAGAGCGCUCGCUGCGGCUGCAGGCACGCUACCACGACACGCCCUACAAGCCUGCGGCCGGCCGCGCCGCAGCGCCGGAGCUGAGCUACCGAGUGUGCGUGGGCUCGGACGUCACCUCCAUCCACAAGUACAUGGUGCGCCGCUACUUCAACAAGCCUUCGAGGGUGCCAGCGCCCGAGGCCUUCCGAGACCCCAUUUGGUCCACGUGGGCGCUGUACGGGCGCGCCGUGGACCAGGAGAAGGUGCUGCAUUUUGCACAACAGAUUCGCCAGCACCGCUUCAACAGCAGCCACCUGGAAAUCGACGACAUGUACACACCCGCUUAUGGCGACUUCGACUUUGACGAGGUCAAAUUCCCCAAUGCCAGCGACAUGUUCCGCCGCCUGCGCGACUCUGGCUUCCGCGUCACGCUCUGGGUGCACCCGUUUGUCAACUACAACUCGUCGCGCUUUGGCGAGGGCGUGGAGCGCGAGCUGUUCGUGCGCGAACCCACGGGCCGGCUGCCCGCGCUGGUGCGCUGGUGGAAUGGCAUCGGAGCCGUGCUCGACUUCACGAACCCGAAAGCCCGCGACUGGUUCCAGGGACACCUGCGGCGGCUGCGGUCUCGCUACUCCGUGGUUUCCUUCAAGUUCGACGCGGGCGAGGUCAGCUACCUGCCGCGGGACUUCAGCACCUACCGGCCGCUGCCGGACCCCAGCGUCUGGAGCCGGCGCUACACUGAGAUGGCGCUGCCCUUCUUCUCGCUGGCGGAGGUGCGCGUGGGCUACCAGUCACAGAACAUCUCCUGCUUCUUCCGCCUGGUAGAUCGCGAUUCGGUAUGGGGCUACGACCUGGGGCUGCGCUCGCUCAUCCCGGCGGUGCUCACUGUCAGCAUGCUGGGCUACCCAUUCAUCCUACCCGAUAUGGUGGGCGGCAACGCCGUGCCCGAGCGCACAGCCGGCGGCGACGUGCCCGAGCGCGAGCUCUACAUUCGCUGGCUAGAAGUGGCCGCCUUCAUGCCCGCGAUGCAGUUCUCUAUCCCGCCCUGGCGCUACGACGCGGAAGUGGUGGCCAUCGCGCAGAAGUUCGCAGCCCUACGGGCCUCGCUUGUGGCGCCGCUGUUGCUUGAGCUGGCGGGCGAGGUCACCGACACGGGUGACCCCAUCGUGCGCCCCCUUUGGUGGAUAGCGCCCGGCGACGAGACAGCUCACCGCAUUGACUCGCAGUUCCUUAUUGGGGACACCCUGCUUGUGGCGCCGGUGCUGGAGCCGGGCAAACAGGAGCGCGAUGUCUAUUUGCCCGCAGGCAAGUGGCGCAGCUACAAGGGCGAGCUUUUCGACAAGACGCCGGUGCUGCUCACCGAUUACCCGGUCGACCUGGAUGAGGUCGCCUACUUUACUUGGGCGUCCUGACCCAGCCCAGGGCCCGGGAACCACACAUCCCCCAGCCUUCAUGCAGACCUCGAACCCUCCAUCGCACCCGCACUGUGUACUCCUAGGAACUUCCACCUUUAUACCACCCAUUAAGUGGCUGCCGACCUAAAUGUGAUGGAACCAGCUUCUGAAGGUGGGGUCUGGGGAGGGGGCACUGAAGCAAUCUCCUGCUGCAACACACAAUCCUGACUGUGCCCUGCCCCCCCCCCCGCCCCCACCACCACUACACUCACACCGGUCUGCAGAAGCCUCUUGCCUGGGGUGGGAGCCAGAGAGCUUAGAGGAAAAAGGUCAGCUCUCUUCCUGUUACACAUGGUUGGGAUUUAAAAGCACAAAGAGAAACCUCUCCAUCCUGGCCUUGGUGGCCGUCUUUGUCCAUCUGAGGUGGGGACUUGAUCUUAUUUAAGGUCCCCAAAUAGCCCUCACCACACUUAGAAAGUAUGCUUUCUUAGUGUUGGAAGCCAGGCCCUUAGUUCCCAACACUCACCUGAACUGUGGCUGAUUUGGUCCCAGCCCAGCUGGAGAGAAGGUGUUGGCUAACUGACAAGGAGGCAAGAGGUCCCCUCCCAGGGAACAGGAGGACUAGGCUUAGCACAGAGCCAUCAUCAUGUUCCCUAUUUAUGAAGAGAGUCCUAAUACUGCACUAAUCCAUUUGUGUACAAAUAUAGGCUCAGCCCUGGGCCAGAUGUGCCUGAUGGAACAGACUUGCAGAUCCAUGCAGGCCAGACUUCGUGCCUUAACCGUGUGUGUGUGUGUGUGUGUGUGUGUGUGAGAGAGAGAGAGAGAGAGAGAGAGAGAGAGAGAGAGAGAGAGAGAGAAAUUAGCAUCGUGAGUCCCUGAUCUAUGAAAUGAACACAACCUCUCUGAGGCUGGUUUAAUCUGGAGGAAGGAGGCAUGGAGCAAAUCUGAGGUUCCAAUUGCUGAGUCAGGCUCCUCCCAGGCGGUUUCCCUGGGACUCUGGUAGGAAAUAAAUAGCCUUUUCAGAAUUCCUCAGCUGCCUCACUCCCUGCACAUGUGCUUGGGGUGUGGUCUAGAAGGGAGUGAUGUGCUUAUUCUGGUGAUCUGUGCUGCUUCUGAACACAAGGUACAUGCACACACUGAUAACUACCAAUAAACAGACAGGGGACGGUCUUUCAUGUCAGCCAUUUUCUCUUUCUUAUUUUUUUUGAGAUGGAGUCUUGCUCUGUCACACAGGCUGGAGUGCAAUGGUGCAAUCUUGGCUUGCUGCAACCUCUGCCUCCCAGAUUCAAGCGAUUCUCCAGCCUCAGCUUCCCAAAUAGCUGGAAUUAUAGGCACAUAUCACUACGCCUGGCUGUUUGUUUGUUUUGAGACAAGAGUCUUGCUCUGGCACCAAGCACUAGACUGGAAUGCAGUGGCACAAUCUUGGCUCACUGCAACCUCCACCUCCUGGGUUCAAGCCAUUCUCCUGCCUCAGCCUCCUGAGUAGCUGGGGCUACAGGCAUCUGCCACCAUGGCCAGCCAAUUUCUUGUAUUUUAGUAGAGACAGGGUUUCACCAUGUUGGCCAGGAUGGUCUCGAUCUCUUGACCUCAUGAUCCACCCACCUCGGCCUCCCAAAGUGCUCAGAUUACAGGCAUGAGCCACCGUGCCAGCCAUUUUCUCUUUCUGAGAAGAGCAACCUCAGCGGAGUGAGUUUUUUCUGACUUUGCAGCUCAGUCUGGAGAAAAGUGGCAUGCCAGAGCAGGUAGGUGGGAAACAGGGUGGACUUCAGCUUCCAUCAACAGCUCUGGUAGCAGAACCAAUCCCCCAACCCCUAGAGAAUGUAUCCUUUUGCCACCUGAUAUGGUUUGGCUUUGUCACCACCUAAAACUCAUCUUGAAUUAUAGCUCCCAUAAUUGCCAUAUGUUAUGGGAAGGAUCUGGUGGGAGAUAAUUGAAUCAUGGGGGCAGUUUCCACCAUACUGUUCUGGUGGUAGUGAAUAGGUCUCAUGAGAUCUGAUGAUCUUACAAAGGGUUUCCCCUUUCACUUGGCUAUCAUUUUCUAUUGCCUUCCACCAUGUAAGAUGUGCCUUUCCACCAUGAUUAUGAGGUCUCCCCAGCCAAGUGGAACUGUGAGUUCAUUAAACCUCUUUUUCCUUAUAAGUUACCCAGUCUUGGUUAUGUCUUUAUCAGCAGUGUGAAAAUGAACUAACACAGUAAAUUUGGUACCAAUAGAGUGGGUUGCUGCUGUAAAUAACCAAAAAUGUGGAAUAAACUUUGAAACUGGGUAACAGGCAGAGGUUGGAACAGUUUGGAGGGAUUGGAAGACAGGAAAAUGUGGGAACGUUUGGAAUUUCCUAGAGACUUGUUAAAUGGCUUUGACCAAAAUGCUGAUAAUGAUAUGGACAAUGAAAUCCAGGCUGAGGCGGUCUCAGAUGGAGAUGAGGAACUUGUUGAGUACUGGAGCAAAGGGAACUCUUGCUAUAUUUUAGCAAAGAGACUGGCUGCAUUUUUCCCUGGCCCUAGAGAUUUGUGGAACUUUGAACUUGAGGGAGAUGAUUUAGGGUAUCUGGCAGAAGAAAUUUCUAAACAACAAAGCAUUCAAGAAGUGACUUGGGUGCAAUUAAAAGCAUUCAGUUUUCAAAAGGAAACAGAGCAUAAAAGUUCAGAAAAUCUGCAGCCUGACAGUGAGAUAGAAAAGAAAAAUCAAUUUUCUGAGGAGAAAUUCAAGCCUGCUACAGAAAUUUGCAUUAGUAACAAGGAGCCAAAUGUUAAUUACUAAGACAUGGGGAAAAUGUCUCCAAGGCAUACUAGAGACCUUUGCAGCAGCACCUCCCAUCACAGGCCUGGACGCCUAGGAGAAAAAAAUGGUUUUGUGGGCAGCCAAGGGUCUCCAUGCUGUGUGCAGUCCUGGACUUGGUACCCUGCAUCCCAGCCACUCUAGCCAUGGAUCAAAGGGCCCAAGGUACAGCUUGGGCCAUGGCUUCAGAGGGUGCAAGCCCCAACGCUUGGCAGCUUCCACAUGGUGUUGAGCCUGCAGGUGCACAGGAGUUAAGAAUUGAGUUUUGGGAACCUCUGCCUAGAUUUCAGAGGAUAUAUGAAAAUUCAUGGAUGUCCAGGCAGAAGUUUGUUACAGGGAUGAGGCCCUCAUGGAGAACCUCUCCUAGAGCAAUCUGGAAGGGAAAUAUGGGGUUGAAGCCCCCACACAGAGUCCCCACUGAGGCACUGCCUAGUGGAGCUGUGAGAAAAGGGCCACUGUCCUCCAGACCCUAGAAUGGUAUAUCCACUGACAGCUUGCACCAUGCACCUGGAAAAGCCACAGACACUCAACACCAGCCUGUGAAACCAGCCAAGAGGUAGGCUAUACCCUGUAAUACCACAGGGGUGGAUCUGUCCAAGACCAUGGGAACCCACCUCCUGCAUCCAGUGUGACCUGGAUGUAAGACAUGGAGUCAAAGGAGAUCAUUUUGGAGCUUUAAGAUUUAACUGCCCUGCUGGAUUACAGACUUUUUUUUUUUUUUUUGAGACGGAGUUUCGCUCUUGUUACCCAGGCUGGAGUGCAAUGGCAUGAUCUCAGCUCACCACAACCUCCACCUCCUGGGUUCAGGCAAUUCUCCUGCCUCAGCCUCCCGAGUAGCUGGGACUACAGGUGUGCGCCACCAUGCCCAGCUAAUUUUUUUUGUAUUUUUAGUAGAGACAGGGUUUUCACCAUGUUGACCAGGAUGGUCUUGCUCUCUUGACCUCAUGAUCCACCUGCCUUGGCCUCCCAAAGUGCUGGGAUUACAGGCGUGAGCCACCGCACCCGGCCUGGAUUUCAGACUUUCACGGGGCAUUUCCCCUUCAUUUUGGCUAACUCCUCCCCUUGGAUUGGGUGUAUUUAUCCAAUGCCUGUACCUCCAUUGUACCUAUGAAGAACUAACUUGCCUUUGAUUUUACAGGCUCACAAACAGAAGGGACUUGCCUUGUCUCAGAUGAGACUUUGGACUGUGGACUUUUGAGUUAAUGCUGAAAUGAGUUAAGACUUUGGUCUGCCCUUGGAAGCUGCUGGCUAAUGUUAAAAAUUUUUAAACAAAAAAAUUUUUUAAAAAGACUUUGGGGGACUGUUGGGAAGGCAUGAUUGAUUUUUAAAUGAGAGGACAUGAGAUUUGGGAGGGUACAAGGAGAGAAUGAUAUGGUUUGGCUAUAUCCCCACCCAUAUCUCACCUUAAACUGUAGCUCCUGUAAUUGUGGGAGGGACCUUGUGGGAGAUAAUUAAAUCAUGGGGGCAGUUUUCCGCAUACUGUCCUGGUGGUAGUGAAUAAGUCUCAUGAGAUCCGAUGGCUUUAUAAGGGGUUUCCCCUUUUGUUUGGCUCUCAUUCUCUCUUGCCUGCUGCCAUAUAAAUGUGCCUUUAGCCUUCCACCAUGAUUGUGAGGCCUCCCUAGCCACGUGGAACUGUGAGUUCAUUAAACCUCUUUUUCUUUAUAAAUUACCCAGUCUCGGGUAUGUCUUUUUCAGCAGUGUGAAAGUGGACCAAUACGCCACUCAUGUACCUUCUUUAUUUUCUCAGUGUGAAAAAUGCCUGAAGAAAGCUUUGGGGCCCCUCACAGAUGCACAACUCAAGUACCGAUUCUAUGACUCAUCUAUCAGCUCUGUUAACUUGAACAAGCUGCUUAACCUUGCUGAGCCUCUGUUUUCUCAUAUGUACAAUGGCGAUAAUAAUGCCUACCUCCCCAGGUUGUUGUAAGAAUUAUAAGCACAAAUGUAUGUAAAGUGCCUGGCGCAAAGUAGGUGCUCAAUAAAAGGUAGUUAUUAUAAUACUA